This is a messenger RNA of Heterobilharzia americana, 978 nucleotides long. Lineage: Eukaryota; Metazoa; Platyhelminthes; Trematoda; Strigeidida; Schistosomatidae. The record is from the annotation of a GenBank genome assembly.
GUUUGAAGUUUGAUGGCAAAUUGGCCUUGUUAGGCUGUACACUGCAGCGCCCACUUCAAAUUGCUAAGCAUGCCGAACAAGCCAAAGAAGGUUAUAAAGGCCAAAAAGAUCAAGGAAAUUAUUCCUCAGGAGCCAGAGAUCCCGACUGUUAGAAAGGGGAAACCUUCAAAAGUUGCUCCUCUCCCUGACAUUGCCAAGAAAACUGCAGCUAAGAAAACGGUUGUUAAAAACCCUUUGAUUCAGCGGCGGCCAAAGAACUUCGGGAUAGGACAAGACAUCCAACCCAAGAGAAACCUUUAUCGUUUUGUUAAGUGGCCCAAGUAUGUCGAGCUUCAAAGAAAAAAGGCCGUUCUCAAAAAGCGGUUGAAGGUACCACCUCCAAUUCAUCAAUUUACACAAACAUUGGAUAGAAAUUCAGCAAACCAAAUCUUCAACCUGGCCGCUAAGUACGAACCUCUGAGCAAGCGAGCCAAGAAAAUGCUUUUGGUUCACCGGGCUCAACUUCGUGCUGAGGGUAAGCCCGACGAGCCCACUUCUCGUAAGCCAACAGUGAGAGCUGGUAUUCGCGAGGUGACGUCAGCUAUUACCCAAAAGAAGGCCCGCCUAGUUGUUAUUGCUCACGAUGUUGAACCCAUUGAAGUCAUUCUCUUCCUGCCUGCACUCUGUCGGAAAAUGGGUGUUCCAUAUUGCAUUGUUAAAAGUAAAGCGAGACUUGGACUUCUGGUUCACAGGAAGACUUGCACCUGUUUAGCUUUCACAAACAUCAGAGAAGAGGACAAAUCACGGUUGUCCAAAAUUGUGGAGAUGGUGAAGAAUAAUUACAACGACAGGUUUGAGGAAAUACGGAAACAUUGGGGUGGUGGCGUUAUGGGGUCUAAAUCAAUCGCUAAACAAGCAAAGAUUGAAAAGGCUAAGAAGAAGGAGUUACAAAUCAAACUUGGUUAAAUUGAUUGCUUUAAUAUAUGCUGGCGGAACCAA